This is a messenger RNA of Xenopus laevis (African clawed frog), 7256 nucleotides long. RefSeq names its product par-3 family cell polarity regulator L homeolog (gene pard3.L). The transcript is spliced from 21 exons. Gene Ontology annotation, biological process: microtubule cytoskeleton organization; intracellular protein localization; cell adhesion. Gene Ontology annotation, cellular component: apical plasma membrane; cell-cell junction; apical junction complex. Lineage: Eukaryota; Metazoa; Chordata; Amphibia; Anura; Pipidae. The record is from RefSeq and is a predicted model, not a curated record. Gene Ontology annotation, molecular function: phosphatidylinositol binding. Bases 225 to 3452 code for a protein of 1075 amino acids.
AAACGCUUUUGCGCUCACCUGGGGUUGGGUGUGUUGGCGGCGGUCAGACAAGCUUGCCGGAGGACUGUGGGAGGAGCCGCGCGUUCACAUGCAGGGGAGAGGGAGGAGGCGGCAGCAGCAGGCCCUGCAUACACCGGAGGGCACGGAGUGGAAUACGGGAACCCUGGAUUAAUUGUGUAAGGGCUGGGGCGCCGGGAACCGCCGGGCUGGGAUUUUGGCGCAGGAUGAAGGUGACUGUGAGCUUUGGGAGGACGCGGGUCGUGGUACCCUGCGGGGACGGCAACCUUAAAGUUUCCAGCCUCAUCCAGCAAGCGGUGACCAGGUACAAGAAGGCCAUCGCUAAGGAUCCUGGCUAUUGGAUACAAGUUCAUCGUUUGGAGCAUGGAGAUGGAGGCAUUUUGGAUCUUGAUGAUAUUCUAUGUGAUGUGGCUGAUGAUAAAGACAGGCUUGUGGUGAUCUAUGAUGAGCAAGAUCCACAUCAUGGGGGCGAUGGCACCAGCGCUAGUUCUACUGGCACUCAGAGCCCAGAAAUAUUUGGUAGUGAGCUUGGAACCAAUAGCAUGUCUGCCUUCCAGCCUUACCAAGCAGCAAGCGAGAUUGAAGUCACCCCUUCUGUCCUGCGAGCAAAUAUGCCGCUUCAUGUUCGGCGAAGUAGUGAUCCGGCCCUUGUUGGCAUUACCACUUCUGUCAGUGAUUCCAAUUUUACGGCGGACGAGCCCUCCCGGAAAAACCCGUCGCGCUGGUCCACCACGGCAGGUUUCACCAAGAAGAAAUCUUCAGCAGGCAUGGGAGCAAAUGAAAGCAAGGAUGAAGAAGAAGCAGAGGAGAAUAGCCGAGUGGAGCCUGUCGGUCAUGCGGAUACUGGCUUAGAAAGAACAUCAAGUUUCUCCUUAGAUGACAUGUUGAAGCUUGUUGAAGUCUCGAAUGAUGGGGGCCCUUUAGGGAUCCAUGUAGUGCCUUACAGUGCCCGUGGUGGAAGAACCCUGGGAUUAUUAGUGAAGCGAUUGGAGAAAGGCGGCAAAGCAGAACGAGAAAACCUUUUCCAUGAGAACGACUGUAUCGUCCGAAUUAACAAUGGCGACCUGCGGAACAGAAGAUUUGAACAAGCGCAGAAUAUGUUCCGCCAAGCCAUGCGCUCACCCGUGAUCUGGUUCCACGUGGUCCCAGCUGCGAACAAAGAACCCUAUGAACAAUUAUCUCAGAGUGAAAACAACAGUUACUACUCCAGUCAGCACCUACACGACUCUCAGUACAUGGACUCCAGGAAUUUCCCUAGCACUGGCCCAGAUCACACUGCACAGAGAAUGCCCAGACAGAGCAGCCAGGUCGAUCCGUUGGACUCUUACUCACAUCUACCUCAAAGUAUCAAUUCAGCAGGGAAACCACCCACCGGCCUCAAUACGUCCCCACAGCGCACAGUCAGCUCCCCAACUAACAGCGGUUACGGUACCAAAAAGGGAAAGAAGUUUUACAUUCAGCUGAAAAAAGGAGCGGAAGGACUGGGCUUUAGUAUAACGUCCCGCGAUGUUCCCCUCGGUGGGUCGGCACCAAUCUACGUCAAGAACAUUCUUCCUCGAGGCGCAGCUAUUCAGGACGGCAGAAUGAAAGCAGGAGAUAGACUUCUAGAGGUAAAUGGGGUUGAUUUAACCGGGAGAACCCAAGAAGAGGUCGUAUCAUUAUUACGAAGCACCAAGAUGGGCGGAGCAGUAAAUCUUUUGAUUCUUCGUCAAGAAGAUGCAUUCCACCCACGUGAGCUGAAUCCGGAACCAAGCCAAGUACCGAAUGCCAGAGAAUCGAAACUGGAGGAAGAAGAAGAAGAACUUGUUUUGACUCCAGAUGGCACACGGGAGUUUCUUACCUUUGAAAUCCCUUUGAAUGAUUCUGGCUCUGCUGGGCUAGGUGUGAGUGUCAAAGGCAACAGGUCAAAGGAGAACCACGCUGACCUGGGCAUCUUCGUUAAAUCCAUCAUUAAUGGCGGAGCAGCAUCCAAGGAUGGAAGGCUUCGCGUUAACGAUCAGCUUGUAGCGGUCAAUGGAGAGUCUCUGUUGGGCAAAACAAAUCAGGAUGCCAUGGAGACUCUUAGGAAAUCAAUGUCCACGGAAGGUAACAAGCGAGGGAUGAUCCAGCUUAUUGUGGCACGGCGGAUCAAGCGCAGCGAGCUGGAGUCGCCUGGGACCCCUUCAGGCCCUGAAUUGCCCAUCGAAACAAUGCUGGACGACAGGGAACGCAGAAUUUCCCACUCUCUCUACAGCAGCAUCGAGGGGUUUGACGAAUCGCCCACAAGAAACGCCGCUCUGAAUAGGAUAAUGGGUAAAUACCAGCUCUCCCCGACAGUGAAUAUGCCUCAUGAUGACACUGUGAUAAUCGAAGAUGACCGAACUCCUGUGCUACCUUCCCAGCUUUCUAACCACUCAUCUUCCAGCUCACACGAUGAUGUUGGUUGUGUUACUGACUCCACUGGAGCUUGGACUAAAACAGUGGCUAGUGAGUCAACAGAAAGCACUCUCAGUCCAGAUGUUGAUCCAUCACUUGCCUUCCAGAGGGAAGGGUUUGCCCGCCAGAGCAUGUCAGAAAAGCGCACAAAGCAGUUUGGAGAUGCCAGUCAACUGGAUUUUGUUAAGACCAGGAAAUCAAAAAGCAUGGAUCUAGUAGCUGACGAGACUAAGAUCAGUGCAAUGGCUGGCCAAAACUCAGGUUCCCCAACCAGAGACGUCGGGCCUUCAUUAGGCCUUAAGAAAUCCAGCUCAUUAGAAAGUCUGCAAACUGCCGUGGCUGAGGUGACUUUGAACGGUGACAUUCCUUUCCAUCGCCCACGCCCGCGGAUUAUCCGAGGACGGGGCUGCAACGAGAGCUUCAGAGCCGCUAUUGACAAGUCCUAUGACAAGCCAUCAGCUGAUGAUGAUGAUGAAGGCAUGGAGACAUGUACUAACAAAUCAGAGCUGGAGCCAACCAACAGUUCUUCUGAGUGGGUGGAGGAAGACACAGAAGAGAGUUCGAAAUCCGGCCGGGAAUCUCUGUCUACCGCCAGUGAUCAACACUCGCACUCGCUGGAGAGGCAGGUAAAUGGCUCCAGCCAAGACAAGAGCGACAAGAAGAAGGACAGAAGUGGAAAAGAAAAGAAGAAAGAUCGGGAUAAAGAUAAAAACAAGGCAAAGAAAGGGGGGAUGCUAAAAGGCCUGGGAGACAUGUUCAAAAUACAAGCAAAGACGCGAGAGCUCCGGGAAAGGCAAGCUAGAGAAAAGGAUUAUGCGGAGAUCCAAGACUACGCUAAAACGCACGGAAGCCUCGAAGAGUCUCCCUAUGCUGGGGCUGGACUGUAUGACACUUGUAAUAGCGGCACACUACAUUUGAACAACAGGCCCCAAAGUCCAAGGGAUGGAAAGCAAACAGAAGCACUCUAUGCUCAAGUAAAGAAACCGAGAAGCUCAAAGCCUUCACCUGUAGACAGGUAGGCACCAGACAUGAAUCAAUUCUUGCUCUUGAACUGUACCCUCGUAAUGCACAUUCUUUUAGCUGGUGGUUGUGAAUCACUGGCUCUUGACAGCACAAUUCACAUUGCCCUUAACUAUUAAGAACACAUAAAUCUUUUGUAAUGCACUGAUGCUUUUUUAAUGAUCCUAAACUUAUUGAUGUCUCUUCUUGAAAUAAAUUCUUGUAUGGGAGAAACCUUUUAGUUUGAGUCACAUCAGCACUAGAUCUAGUGGCGUAUGGGUCUUUAGCAUCUCAUAGAUGCUCUGGAUGCUGCAUCCUUGAACGGAAGACACUUUGUCAAUUUCUCCAAUUAAAAAAAGACUAUGAAUGACAGAUGAAAUGAGGUAAUAUAGCUUUAAAAGGAUACUGAACGCAGAAAGAGUGAUUGACUUGUUUGGAUUUUCCAGUUGCUUUCAUUUUCUUCAGCUCUCCUCCACAAAAGGGAUUAAUAGAUGAGCAAGAGUAGAGCAUUUAUAGGUAAAUGCCAGCACAAUUGCAUACAGUCAUGUUAAAGGAGAACUUAAAGUUACCAAGGAAGUAGGGUAGACAUGCUACACAUUAUGUUUGAGGUUCUGAUCAACCCCUAUACUUAGCUUCCCAUGAGCUGCUCAGACUACACUGAGCAUGUGUGUGUCACUGACACUUCCAAUACAGAUCAAGAUGGGGUUCUCCUGUGAAGGCCUGGAUCAUUACUGUUAGAGAGAUGUUGAACCUUUAAGCAGGUGCAGUAGCUACACUAUAUAAAUAGAACAUUUCUAACCAUUGUUGUUUUUUAGUGUUCAGUUCUCAUUUAAUUCCAGCUUUCAGUUAAAUGUGAUUUAAUUUUUCAGGUGAUAUUUAUUCACAAAAAUAAUUUUUUUCCUUGAUGUCUUUUCUCCUUUCUCCUUUCCCUGAUGUAUUACUAAUUGUUAACCUCCUCAGCCCAAUGGCACGCCUUGGGCAUAUUAAUAGUUGGCUUAAAACCAGUUUAAAGGUGGAAUCCAUGGGUUUUUUGUCAAUGAAUUCCCUUGCAACAGCAAUUUCUGGUUGUCCUAAUUAGGAGCGUUGUCUCCAUUCAACCCCGGCAGUAUGGGUCUUGUCUUUGCCUCUAGAUGUCAAACAUUUUGAAAUUGUUUUGGGUUUUCUGAUCUUGCUCGGAGACAAAAGACUGCGGAGCGCAUCUGCUUGCAGCUAUAUUUAAUUGGACACUCGCUAAGCAUUACAUUAACUCUUAGGUGAGACCUAAGGCCUCGCUUUCAAAGGGUUUCUUAGAAUGCUGCAAGAGCCAGAUAUCAUCCCUAGGGGCCAUACUAGCAUGCUAUGGUGCGUUUUACAGUUUUUCUAACUAUACUUUGCAAUUAGUUUAGUGCCUAGAGUAAAAAAUCCAGUAGAACAAAAUCAUUUUACUGUACUGCUGAAAAUGUUACUAUUACGUUGUAUUCCUACAAGGAGGACACACACUUAACUAUCUCUGCUACACAAAAAUUCUUACUUGAUUAGGGUCAGUGGAUGAGCCCUUUAAGGUUCAUCCAAUGAGCACUUCUGCCUGGGGGAAUGGCUUCACUGUGCACUUUGUGAUGCAUAAAAAUCUGGAGUGAGGUGCCCAUCACAAUGUAAGGGGAUAAAUUUGACCAUUGUACUUACCGCCUGCUCUAAGGACAAGGUUUGAUAUUCUCCUGUGUCCUCUCUUGUUCUAUAACUUGCAUGCUGCAUGGAAUGGUUGGGUGCAGGAUGGGACGGGGCAUUGCCUUCUUGCUUUCCCCCAUGUUCCCCUCAUGAAUACAGAACUGGGUGUAGAGCCCCGCGGCAGUUUUUCAUACAUGGAAUGCAGUGUGCAAAAUGUGCACAAAUGGCCUAGAAGUCUAACAAAGGCAAAGCUGCCUCCUUGAGCCCCUCCAAAGAACAAUUCAGUGGAUUAUUGUCAUUUCCCUAUUUUAGUUUUGAGGCAUUUGGCAUCACCGUCUUACCUGGCAGAGAUUUUUGCUGUUACUUUUAUGAGCGCGCAGCAGUGCCAUCAACCAACAUUUCCCUGACUCUCAAACAGCUAAAUGAUUCUGCUGGCAAAGCCCUUUCGUGGUGCCGAAUGUUCCAAAGCAAGUCAUAAAUGAAAUUGACUUCGUCACAUCAGGUGCUUCCAGAAUGAUCCGCUCUGAGCCCAGGCGUGCGUUCAUUGCCCCUGAAGGUGUUAUUUGCUUAUGUUUAUUACACGCAGGCAGAGCACAUGUAGCGUUACUGAUGUUUUGCAUCGGGAAAAAGAAAAACACAAGCUACUGGUCCAUAGGGUUUUCCAUCUAAACACUAAUGAUACAGUGCAGUCCUUUCCGUUGGCUGUGGCCUGGACUUCUUAGCGGGAGAUGCGAGGUUACGUUGGAGACAGAAGUGCGAUUUCUGCCGCUACUCAAUCAAUUGGCACCUAGAGUGCUUUGUCCACAAAAGUAUAAUUGAAAUAAAAUGGGCUUUAAACUGCAGUAAAUCUAAAUAGCCUGCAAAUAGUAGGCUAACCACCCCUAGCUUUCUGAGGAUGCUUUAAUGGACACAUAAAUACCAUAAUCAUAUGUUUUUUUUGUGCACAUUUGGCCACUGUUGGGAAAAUGCCCAUUUUAAACAUAAGACCUUCAGUGAACUGUAUUUUUCCAUACUGCAAGUGCAAUUCAUUCAUGUCAAUGGGAAAUUGUUUGAGAGUAGAAAAGAAAAGUAGGUUUCCCAGAAUGAUCUUUUGUAUUGCUCAUGCCCUUCACUCAUACAUCAACCCCCCCGUCCCCCCCAAAUGGGAUCUCUGUGAUUUAACGAUCAUGUAAAAAGUAUUAAUCAGGCAAAAUGAACAAAUACUGAAAGGUGACAAGUCACUGGGUUGUCCUAAAGGAUCGUCCAAUACUGUAGAGGUGACUUUCCAAGCAAUAAGGGAUCAGCAAAUAGCAUUUAAUGAUCUAGUAAGAUUAGAACAAGGGCAGCAAACAUCCUAUGGUUACUAUAUGGGGUGACUUAUACUUCUGCAUCUGGAAGGCCUUCAUUGUACGCUACUUUAGUUUCUCCUUUUAUUUCUCCCAACCUUUUUUGCUUGCUAUUCAGCACUUUUGAAAUCCCAGUUCCUUAUUAUGUUGAUUCACAUGUGCUAAAGAGGACAAUUAUGCCCCUCUGUUGUUUUGUUAAAGCCCAUGUACCAAAUUUAGCUUAGACCGUUUAAGACCAUAAAUUUAGCUUAGACCAUUUAUAAAAAAAAAAAUAAAAACCUGAAAGUGCCAAUAUUUUGAUCUUUCUCAAAAAAAUAUGCCAGUGCCCUCACCCUACUGUCAUGGUAGGAUCUCAAAAGAUGAUCAAAGAAUACAACUAUUAACCUGGCCAUACACAUACUAAUAAUAUCAUUUUGUACUUAUUGAUAUGGUGUAUGAUGCUCCUCAUAAGUUCUGUUUUCCUCUGGCCCAUGGGCCCAUCAAAUUGAUAGGGUACAUGCUCAUCCCAUGUAUGGCCACUUUUAGGCUCAUGGGCAAGAUCUGUUUUGCAAUUUGUGUCCCUGCAGCUUCCCAAUAUCCUCCAUCGUGUUUGCCAUACUUUUUCUUGUGCCGUGUUGGACUAUUCGCGUGAACCUCAAAAGCACUAGAAACAGACUAUUUCUAAUUACAGUAAGGAUGCUCUUAGGGGGUCUUUGUGGGCACUCGGUAAUUGAGCAUGCAAGCCACAAGUCAUAAUCAUGCCACUUAUUUUUGCAACUACAGGUAUGGGACCUGUUAUUCAGAUUGCUCAGGCUUUGGGGUUUUCCGAUUGAAGGAUCUUUCCAUAACUUAAGUCUACUUGGAAAUCAUUUUAAC